Macrosiphum euphorbiae (potato aphid) is the source of this 315-nucleotide messenger RNA. Lineage: Eukaryota; Metazoa; Arthropoda; Insecta; Hemiptera; Aphididae. The record is from the annotation of a GenBank genome assembly.
AUGGUUGGCAACCCUCGAUGGUCGUCCGAAGAUGGUGAAGCUGAUGUCGCCCAUGGGGGGAGUGUUGACGGUGUUGACGAUGUUGAUGAGGCCGAGUGGAGCGGAAUGUUGUCAUUGUCGCCCGUGUAUACGACGGAUAUGCGAUGGCGUCGAUUUACAACGACGUUAGUAGAGCAAUUGUACGCCUCUAAGGUUCGGCCGGAAACUCGGCAGUCUGCGUACACGGACGACAGACUCCAGAACAUCCGAGUCGGAUGGCGCACAAACGACCGGACUCGUACGCAAACACUAUGCCGAGUUCACUAUGGCGUGUAA